UACAGAAGUUGGGGAAAACUGUGGAAACCAAAGAUGAACGGUUCGAACAAAGUGCCAACAACUUCUACCAUCAACAGGCGGAAGGCCUCAGGCUACACAAGGACCUGAAGAACUUCCUUAGUGCAGUCAAAGUGAUGCAUGAAAGUUCAAAGAAAGUGUCAGAAACCCUGCAAGAGAUCUACAGCAGCGAGUGGGAUGGUCACGAGGAGCUAAAGGCCAUUGUCGGGAAUAAUGAUCUCCUUUGGGAAGACUAUGAAGAGAAACUAGCUGACCAGGCUUUGAGGACCAUGGAAAACUAUGUAGCCCAGUUCAGCGAGAUUAAGGAAAGAAUUGCCAAGCGGGGUCGGAAACUCGUGGACUAUGAUAGUGCCCGACACCACCUGGAGGCGGUGCAGAAUGCCAAGAAGAAAGAUGAGGCCAAGACUGCCAAGGCAGAGGAAGAGUUCAACAAAGCCCAGGCUGUGUUUGAAGAUCUAAACCAGGAACUACUAGAGGAGCUGCCUGUUCUUUAUAAUAGUCGUAUUGGCUGUUACGUGACCAUCUUCCAAAACAUUUCCAACUUGAAGGACGUCUUCUACAGGGAGAUGAGCAAGCUGAACCACAAUCUCUACGAGGUGAUGAGCAAACUGGAGAAGCAACAUUCCAAUAAAGUCUUUGUGGUGAAGGGACUAUCAAGCAGUAGCAGACGCUCUUUAGUCAUCUCUUCCCCGGUUCGAACAUCUACAACCUCCAGCCCUGUUACCUCACCUACCAGUCCCUCUGCACUUUCCUUGAAGAGUGAGAGGGACUCCAUCUCAGCAAGUGAAGAAGAGCUGGCAUCUGAUCCAGCCCAGGGAGAAGACAACAGUGAGAUUAAAGAAGAGCCCUUAAAAGAUAAGGAAAUAGAGGAUGAAAAGGCUGAACCAAGCACCUCUGAGGAGGAAGAGCCUCCGCCAGCCUGCAAUGGCCCCACCCAGGCCCAGCCUUCUCCUACCAUUGAGGAUGAGAAGUCCCAGGAGGAAGUUCCCCCUGGCUCCCCAGCUUCAUCACCAGGCAGAGCCCUGAUCCCUUCAGAGCAGCCUUCAUCUCUCCCAGAAGUAGUCUUCCGAACCCGUACCUCAAGUGAAGGAUCUGAACAACCAAAGAAGAGAGCCUCUGUCCAGAGAACUUCAGCACCCCCUAAUAGGCCUCCUCCACCCAAAGCCACUUCUAGCCCCAUGACCUCCUCAGGGAACAUACCCUCCAGCCCUACAGCCUCUAACCAGGGUUCACCCACCAGCCCCAGGGCCUUCUUAGGGGCUGGGACUCCGAGUCCUAGGACCUCCUUGGAGGUCUCUUUUGAUCCACAGCCACCAGGGAAGCCGGUAAGAACUCCUGAGGCCAGAGAAAAGGAAAACGCCACCAAUCUGAACCCAGAAGAACUUUGUACUUCCCCUACCUCGAUGAUCCCUCAGGUGUCUUCAGAGUCUGGCAAGGCAGGGAAGAUGGAAGAGAAGGAAGAGAACAAUAAGCUUAUCUCAGCUGACACGCCUGAGAGCCAAGGUCUCCAGCUUCAUGACUCUGAGGUUCCCGAAGAGAGCAUCAUCACGGCACCUGAGCUUCAAGAAGAGGUAUCUACAAGUCAAAGCGCACAACUCUGAAGAGGAACUGCCAAGACCUCCUCCCAGAGAAGCUCCUCACCUAGAGGGUAUAAAGGUCAGAGGGACUUAAAAUCCAACAUUCAUUUCUAGGUUCUCAAACAAUAUGGAUGCUGGUAGUCCCUAAAGACCUAACAUUAGUGGAGGCUGAGGAGCAGACUUAGGGGAGGGUGGAAGGCAGGUUUGGGAGAAGAGAUUGUUCAACUCAGGGAAUAUUUAAUUAAGAUUUUAGCAUUGUUAUAGCAUUGUUUAGCUUUGUUAGCAUUAAUUAAAGUAGGGCUAAAAUGGCAAUAAAAAGCAAAAGCAUCUACGGAUACAGACACACAUAACAACACAUAUUCAGAGAAUAGGAAACAAAUCUUUGAUUUACCACUCAUUCUGCAAGACUUAAAGCCAAAAGGACAUCUUUUCAGAUUGUUAAAUAAAGUAUUAUUCUAUGUAUGGAUUCUUUAUUGGAUACUGGGAGUUGUCCCAGCCCAGCACACUAUUCUCCACGUGGACAAGAUUGAUUCUACCCCAGGUUCAGAAAACUUUAGACACAUACCUGAUCUCCAGCUCAUCCUCCCUCCUGGCUGUAACUCUUUUAACAAUGACACAGGCCACAGGCUCCUCUCCUUAAUCUACACCCACAAUCUUUGGUUAAUAAGCAAAUACCCUUGGAAAGGGAUUACAUUUUAGAGCUGCAUCUAAUGGUUAUAGUCUAGAACUUAAUGUUAAGGAUCUGAGCAGGAUGGAAGAAGAAAUAGAAUUCCAAGUGAAGGGAAAUUGUACAAAGUAUAAUAAUAUAAUGGAAAUGGCAUGGAAUUGGAAAUUAGUAGUCCUGGAUUCAAGUCUUAUCAUUUGCUUUUGUGAAAACAUUAAAAACUGACUUUGAAGUCCUGCUACCCUGAUAAACAUACGUACACAUGAUGUGAAUGCACAUCUGUCUUUGCUUUUGUUUCUAAGAGUGAUAGAUGUCACCUUUUGUUCAGUCAUUCAGCAAGUAUUUAUUGAGUGCCUGCUCUGUGCCAAGCACUGUACUAUGUACUAGAGAAACGAUGAAGUAAAAAAGUAAGAACUUUAUAGGGACAAUAUUGAGUGGGGAGAAAAAUGGGCAGGAUUUAGCAAUAGGUUGGAAGUGGACACAUGAUGAAGGCUCAAGUUUUAAGGAACUAUUCUAGGUUAGGCUUGAGAGACUAGAAUCUGAUGGUGCCAAUUCCCUGAAAUGGUGACUACAGGGAAAAGAACAUUGUAUGUGGAUUCUCUGGCUUCAAGCAACAAACUGACACAAUUAAGCAAUAAAAGACAUGUUCAAAGGGUAUUAGUUCAUAGAGCUGAAAGAACAACCAGGCUGCAGAAAGGACAAGAACCAGCCCACAGAUGUCUAUAGCAAGAAUGUGUGGACUGCCCCCUCUAGGCAGCUGUCAUUGGAAGACUCAGCUUCAGCCACCUUCUGCCACCGUGUCCUUUCCAGAUUCACAUUCCCUGGAGAAAGAAUCUGACUGGCCCAGUUUGAGGGGAGGCAUGUUAAUGUCUACAAUGACAGGAAGACCAAUAGCGGGGGUGGUAGUAAGGGUAGAAUACAAAGAAGUACAAGGAAACU
This is a messenger RNA of Pteropus alecto (black flying fox), 3198 nucleotides long. RefSeq names its product bridging integrator 2 (gene BIN2). Bases 135 to 1619 code for a protein of 494 amino acids. Gene Ontology annotation, cellular component: cytoplasm; phagocytic cup; podosome. The transcript is spliced from 12 exons. Gene Ontology annotation, biological process: phagocytosis, engulfment; podosome assembly; plasma membrane tubulation. NCBI's taxonomy places the organism in Eukaryota, Metazoa, Chordata, Mammalia, Chiroptera, Pteropodidae. Gene Ontology annotation, molecular function: phospholipid binding; protein binding. The record is from RefSeq and is a predicted model, not a curated record.